Messenger RNA from Pseudoliparis swirei, 1231 nucleotides. RefSeq names its product TSR3 ribosome maturation factor (gene tsr3). The coding region runs from base 295 to 1215 and encodes 306 amino acids. The record is from RefSeq and is a predicted model, not a curated record. NCBI's taxonomy places the organism in Eukaryota, Metazoa, Chordata, Actinopteri, Perciformes, Liparidae. Gene Ontology annotation, molecular function: rRNA small subunit aminocarboxypropyltransferase activity. The transcript has 6 exons. Gene Ontology annotation, biological process: maturation of SSU-rRNA.
UCCGCGCUUUCCACGAGCCAUAGCCGAUUACACGAGUUUAAAUAGUGUUAACAUGAGUGAGUGGUCCAAGCAGAGUAAUGCCAGUUGUAUCGUGGCAAACUAUUUGAACUAUUGAAUGUUUACCCGCAGAUAAAAUACGGAACGUGUACAUUUAGCGAGCUGCAUUAGACACACUGGUGUUGGUGUGUGUGUGGUAUAGCUAGCUUAGCGAACGUCAGAGCAACACAGGUGAACAUGCAGGUUCGUUUUUAGCAGCUGAAAUCUGAACAUCGCUACCUGUCCGCUGGCUGCAGCAUGGGGAAGAAGAAACAGGGCUCCUCUGUGCGCAACAAGGGCAAAGAGAAGAGGCACAAGAUGAAGAGCUUAGAGGCCUUCACAGAGGAGAUGCACACUGCUUUUGAAGCCAGUGUUCACCUGGAGGAGGGAGCAGAGGCCCCCCAGGUGAAGAUGCCUUGCCCCCUUGCCAUGUGGGACUUGGGUCACUGUGACCCCAAACGCUGUACUGGCAGGAAGUUGGUCCGCAAGGGCUUCAUACGCAGCCUGCGCCUCAAUCAGAGAUUUAAUGGACUCAUACUGAGUCCCAUGGGCACAAAGUACGUGACUCCAGCUGACAGAGAGCUUGUGGCUCAAAGCGGUUUGGCGGUGAUCGAUUGUUCCUGGGCGCGGCUGCAGGAGACGCCCUUCAGCAAGAUGCUGGGCAGUCAUCCCAGGCUCCUGCCCUUCCUCGUAGCCGCAAACCCCGUCAACUACGGCAAGCCCUGCAAGCUGUCCUGUGUUGAGGCUCUGGCCGCCACAUUCUGCAUCGUGGGCUUUAAAGAACUAGCAAUGCUCUUGUUGAAUAAGUUCAAGUGGGGGACAGGGUUCCUGGACCUCAAUAAAGUUCUGCUGGACCAAUAUGCCGGAUGUCAGUCAGAGGAAGAGAUGCUCUCCGUAGAAAAGGAAUAUCUCACGUCUAAACCAGAGGAGGAGGAGUUCGAUCCAUUUGAUGUUGACUCUGGAGUAACAUGUGGGAAUCCCAACAGACGUCUGUGUGCACCUGAAGAAGAGGAUUCGAGUGAGGAUACGGACACCUCGGAGGAAGUGGUAGAGGAGGAAGAAGAAGAGGAGGAGGAAGUGGUGGAGGAGGAAGAGGAAAAAGAAACAGAUGGCAACAUUAAAACAAGAGCAGUAUCACAUCAUGAAGAGGAAGAGGCUGGAACAAAGUCAUCACAAUAAAGCAUUGUUUCACCUA